CACACAGCCAAGCUUCAUGCUGAUGUGGUGCAGAAACUUUUUGUUGAGGAAUGAAAGCUUCAAAACAACAGCAAGUACAGCGCUGUAAUGUGUCUGGGGUGUGGUUGAAUGAGCUGGGAUCUGUGCUCAAUCUAUCAGCAGAUGGGCCCCGUCUCAGUGGUACUUUCCACUCCUCUGUGGAAUCUUCAUCUGGUGCAACAGGAGAGGGAAUUAUUGGCAAGGUGCUUGGAGUUGUGGGACAAAGUGAUCAGCCUACCUUCACAAUGUCUGUCAGCUGGGAAGGAGGUUCAGUCUCUACAUGGGCUGGUCAGUGCUUCUUGCGGUCACAUCACCCUGUUCUAAGGACCGUAUGGCUACUGCGAGCAGAGGCCUCUAGCGAGGACCAGAACUGGUCAGCCACCAGGAUUGGCGAAAACACCUUUCAUCCCAAGAAGCCGCAUCACCAGGAUCCGCUGCCUGAGUCAAAAUAAAAUACAAUUUCAAACUUGCAAAAUCUGUUUGUUCUCUUCACACACCCCAUACAUAUGUAGCUGUGGCAAACUAUACACCCUACUUAUAGGAUUUUAGCUAACGUGAAACCCAAACAUUUUCUUUCAAGAUUCAGGACCAUA
Molecule: messenger RNA, 611 nt
Organism: Bombina bombina (fire-bellied toad)
Lineage: Eukaryota; Metazoa; Chordata; Amphibia; Anura; Bombinatoridae
Product: avidin-like
Exons: 4
Coding region: 51-470 (139 amino acids)
Molecular function (GO): biotin binding
Source: RefSeq, a predicted model, not a curated record